Messenger RNA from Rattus norvegicus (Norway rat), 3173 nucleotides. Lineage: Eukaryota; Metazoa; Chordata; Mammalia; Rodentia; Muridae. The record is from RefSeq and is a predicted model, not a curated record.
CAAUUCCAUUCAAGACACAUAGAUUAACUACGGAAUAGCUGCGGAUACCUAGAACCAGACUUGAAAAAUCCCGCCCUCUGGUGCUUCCUUGAGGGAAGGCCAGAGAGUUUUUACAACUGCUGUUAGCCUGGCAUUGUAGCACUCGCCGUUUGUCCCAGCAGUCGGGAAGCAGAAGCCGCCGCAUCUCUGCGAGUUUAAGACCAGCCUGGCUUACAAAGCAAGUUACGGGCUAGCCAAGGCUACAUAAUGAGACCCUAUCUCAAAAAGGGGGGCGGAAGAGGCGGUACGGGAGUGGCUGUUAGGUGGCUCCGUGGCUGCUCUGUCAGAGGAUCUAGGUUUGUUUCCCAUUCCUUGUGGCACCUCACUGCAGUCUGUAACUCCAGUUCUAGCGGAUGUGAUCCUCUUUUCUGGCCUCCCAGGGUACCACGAAAGCGUGCGGAGCCCAGACUUAUAUGCAAAACACCCAUACACACGAAAGAAAAAGUUAAGAAAUCUUUUUUUAAAAGAUUCAUUUAUUAUAUGUAAGUACACUAUAGCUGUCUUCAGACACACCAGAAGAGGGCAUCAGAUCUCGUUACAGAUGGUUGUGAGCCACCAUUGUAGUUGCUGGGAUUUGAACUCAGAACCUCAGGAAGAGUAGUCAUUGCUCUUAACCACUGAGCCAUCUCUCCAGCACAAGAAGUCUUUUUAAAACGCAUAUCCUCGCUCUCCAUCCUACUAAUUCUUCCAAUAAAUGGUCAGAAGAGACCUUCUUUCUCUUAGUUGUCGUGAGAAACAUUUUAAAAGAUUUGGGGGACCAGUCCCAAUUUUUAAUAUUGGUGGACUGAGGGGAAAAGGUAAUGGGGAGAAGACGAUUGUUUGCUUGCUUAUUGUUUUUUCUGGUUUUUCUCAGGAUACUAGCUAGCCCUGUUCUGACGCGAGGCAGGUGGCCAAUAUUUGAGACAAUGAAUGAAAUUCAAGGUUCUGGCUACGUUCAACGAGUUGGCUACGUUCUGUUGGCACUAGAUAGAGAUGCUUGCGAAACAGAAGGUAAGCCUAAGCAGUUCCCUGGUGGACACAAGCCGGUGGUCUCAGUUCUUCAGAAAAUACGAGGUUGGGUCGCUGCCGGAAGUUGCUCAGUCCAAGGCAACAACAGGGACGAAGUUUUCUCCCUGUUCCCUCGACUUUGCGCUGAAGGAGUCAAGUUAAAGAAGGAUUCAUUGGCAUUGCAUUCCCAGGAAGGAGAAGAAAAAGAAGUCUCUCGUCAGUUUACGUGAAGCCCCUGAGCCAUGAACGCGCUUCUGAAAAUGACCCCUCCCAGGAGCCGUGGGCGUGACGUCAUCGCGGCGCGACGUCAAAGCCUUAAGCACCAGCUCUGGGGCACAGAUUGCUGACCCUCACUCCUUCGCCCAGUGGUACUGUCAUCGCCUCUGACCCCCUUCUAUCGCGAUGGACAACCUUGGGGAGUCGCCCACGGACAAAGCCGGGGAGCCAGGGGAGUCAGAGGAGACGAGGGCUACUCCUGGGGCCCCGGUGUCCGCCGACACUGAGGGAAUCCCGGAGGAAACCGACCAGGUUGGAGACGCGGACUCGAAAGAAGCCGCAGCGGAGGAAAGCGAGCUCAAGAGUCAGGAUGUCUCAGACGUAACAGCAGCUGAGAGGGAAGACCCAUCUUUACUUACUCCUGCAGCCAAAAAGCUGAAAUUAGACACCAAGGACAAGAAGGAGAAGAAGCAGAAGGUGGACGAAGACGAGAUUCAGAAGAUGCAAAUCCUGGUCUCGUCUUUCUCUGAGGAGCAGCUGAACCGUUAUGAAAUGUAUCGCCGGUCAGCUUUCCCUAAGGCGGCCAUCAAGCGGCUGAUCCAGUCCAUCACUGGCACGUCUGUGUCCCAGAAUGUUGUCAUUGCCAUGUCUGGGAUCUCUAAAGUUUUUGUCGGGGAGGUGGUAGAGGAGGGUGAGUGCCGUCGGUCCCCCUCAUGGGGACCACGUUCCCAAGGCUGUCCCCACCAAGGCACGUUAGGGUCCCCAAGGUGGCCUUGUCUUGAGGAGAACAUCACUGAUUUUAUUAUUGGGUGUGUGGAGCUGGAGGGAGGGGGUGAGACCACCUAGGAAAUCCCUUUCCUUAGCCCAGGGUGACAGAGACAACUCUGUAUUUUUCAUCAGCAGACCUUGUUUCAAAAGCAAUGCCUUGAUAGCAAGGCCCUGCUGGGAGCUCUCCCUGCCAGGGAGAGAGCUUCUCAUUGCUAAUCUCUGGCUUGUGGUAUAUAGUACAGUCCCUGCAGGAUAUAGUAAAAGCCAGCGAGAAGUACUUUGUGACAUCCUUUUCUCUUUUGGGGGGGUGGGGUAGGGCUGGUGCUUUUUGAGACAGGCUUUCUGUUUAGCCUGGCUGGCAGUUUUAGAACUUGGUCUGUAGACCAGGCUGGCCUCAAACUCACAGAGAUCCACCAUCUCUGCCUCCCAAGGGCUAGGAUUAAAGGCGUGCAACACCACGCCUUCUCUUAAGUUUCUUCAGCAAACUUCACAAAAGACAGAAUUAAACUGGAAUCGUGAUUGUAAUCUUGUGAUGAUAUUGUUUCCUUCCCCCACACUAGCCCUGGAUGUGUGUGAGAAAUGGGGAGAAAUGCCACCCCUGCAGCCCAAGCACAUGAGGGAGGCCGUCCGGAGGUUGAAGUCCAAGGGGCAAAUCCCCAACUCAAAGCACAAGAAAAUCACCUUCUUCUAGAUCUAACGGAGACUGUUGCAGGCUCAUCACCGCUGGGCUUCUGUGCUGAGGCGUUGUUGGCGGCGUGCCAGGACGCAUGAUGCUGACUUUAAUGUUUCUGUUCCACCUGCAAGGCAUGCAGUGGGACUCAGACUUCAGUCAGUCACAGACUAUCCUCGGGCAUGGUGAAGACUCUUUGCUAGUUUGAAGAAAUAUACAGGGGCCAUUAGUAUCUUCUGGAGAGGGAGGUGGUUUCAGAGAAAAACAAGAGACUCUAAUGGCUUCACAUUGAAGCCUAAAGUUGCUAAGAUUCAGGUUGUUUCUUGCUCUGGAUUUCGAAACAUAAACUUGCAAUCAUCUGCCGUGUAGUAUUUCAGGUUCUCCUGUGUAUUGUGUGAGGGAUCGGUAAACUUUUCCAACCUGUAGGAAAGUUUAUUUUAUUUUGUUGAAGACAAAACUCAUUGUUCUUCCAAUAAAACUUGGUUUGUUUUUU